AUAUGAUCCCUUUAGUGGUUACAUAUUGAAGGCUAUUUACAUAUAGAAUUGAUGCACAAAACUUUAAAGCACAAUUAUUGACCUGAAAAAUACAAGUUAAAAUAGUUGAUCAUCUGGGAUAGUCCACAGGCAAGUCCAUUACCUCCAUGACAUUUUUUUGCCUAUAUUCUGUCUCCUCUUCCACUCAGUUCUUUAGCUUUUGGAGGUAAUCAGUAUUUAGGGAGUUUCCUCAGGCUCUUCUUGUAGAGGUCACAAGGUCAAAAUUUCUAAGUUUGCCUCUUCUAGAGUGGCGUGUUGCUGACAGCUUGUCAAUGAUUUUCACCAUCUCCAUUGUUAGGGCUUUAUGUUCAACUCCCCUCAUACCAGCUUGAAGCAUUGCUCUAAUUCAAGGAGCAGUACCUUUUGUUGACCUUUUAGGGAAAUAGGAGUGAUUCCUCAUGCAUGAGAAGUUAAUUAAAGUAAGACCAACGUCGUCUGUUAUGUGUUAAAUACACAACGCCCUGUUUUAAAUUUCCAUAAUCAGUUCAGGACAUUAUCACCAAAAGACUGGAGCCAGUUUCGAGACACUUCCAAGAAAAGAGGAGGCCAAGAGGAACGGUAAGAAAAUGUAAAAACGUUUACAAUGAGGACAAUAAUGGAUGAAUAUCACUGACAAGAAAUACGUGGACAUGUAAUUAUGAGGAUAUCCAGUAAGCGACCACUAGAUCAGGAUCUCUUGACAUCGAGCCUGGCUUCUAUCAACUUGACCACCACAGAUCUCAGUAAGCUGUGUCAGAGAGUGGGAGUGCACGGAAGAGGCAGCCGCAGCUGUGGUCGGUCGGCAGAAUUUGCAGGUGUGAUGGCAGAGGCUGCUUGGGUUGGCGUUAUCCACUGCCAGCACGUGAUGAAGUACGACCGCUGGAACUGUUCCUUGGGGCACAGCAGGUUGAAAAUCAUGAAGAAAGCAUUUCGUGAAACAGCCCUGAUGCAGGGUAUCUCAGCCGCCGCCAUGACGCACGUCGUGUCUCGCGCCUGUUCCGCCGGCCGGUUCUCGAGGUGCUCCUGCGACGACUAUUCUGCCGACCGCACAGAGAACCUGAAGGUGUGGAGGUGGGGUGGCUGCGGCGACAAUCUUAGAUACGGCUCCAGGUUCGCCCACCGGUUCUUCAUUGGCGGGAAGAACAAGAGGCAGCCAAAAAGCAGAAUGGGCGGGAAAUCUAGGCCGCCCACGCUUCCAGCAAAGUCAGCCUCGAAAGAACAGCAAAGUCGAGACUUCAAGUCGCACAUAGAAGCUCACAAUGCAAAAGUGGGGAUAGAGGUCGUCGUAUCUGGCAAAUCUCGCUCGUGCAAGUGCCACGGCGUUUCGGGAUCGUGUACCAUGCUGACCUGCUGGUACCAGCUUCCUUCCUUCACCCUCACAGCGGAGGUCAUCAGGGGCCUUUAUGAGUCCGCUUACCUGGUUCCAGCGACCAACGUGGCGCAGCUGCUUCCAAAACUGAAAAAGCGAAAAAACGACUUGAACAGACAUCGAAGAGAGAUAACGAAAAACCUGCGAAGGCCGCACAGUCUUCGAAGGGAAAAGACGGCAGUUGACGCCAGGGAUAACAGGGAAGAAAUCCCAACUUUCCCGCCCGGCGUUCCAGAAGCUUGGCGGGAAAAGCCCGAGUUGGUCGACGUGGAUCAACAUCAGAUCAACCUGAAAGAAUACGAAGAGACGGAAUUUCUCGCCAAAUCGUGGAAGAAGAAUAGGAAGAAUCUAUCUAAAGGCUGGGACCAGAACCGCCUCGUUUACGUGGACCGAUCGCCAGACUUCUGCCGUAAGAGCGAGUACAGUCCCGGAACAGAGGGGCGGAACUGUGAGAGGGGGGAGAAUUGUGAAACUCUCUGCUGCGGGCGAGGUUACGACACGACUGUGUCCGAAGUGCACGAGCCGUGUAAAUGUAGUGUCGUGUGGUGUUGCAAAGUCCAUUGUCAAAACUGCACGAAGAUUGCAGAGGUUUAUACGUGCAAAAAGGCCCGAGUGGAAAGGGUUCUGAUGAUGUGGGGAUGAAUAUUGUAUAAACGUUGUGUAGAAGUGAUAAGUGUUUCCCAACAGGACCCAUUACUAAAUGACCAGAUGGAAAAUGAACCUGCCAAUACUAUACACUUGGAUUUUUUUUAGCUUGUAAUUUGCUUUAUAAUCCCUAAUUAGGCGAAGUUGUAAAUAUCUAUAUUAUGUUUUUUGCAAUGACAGUCGUCAACUAGUAAUGAAAACUGCAUUGUACAAAAGGAAGUGAGUUUUUAAGAAAGGUAGAAUUUCUCUUUAUAUAUUUCAAGAACAACUAUUCAUAGAGUAACUUCUGUAGCACCGGCUAUAAUAAAUUUUUAUUGCCUUCAAUAUAGAUCAUAAUUUUGCCAAUCGCGAUCAUGUAAUUUCGACUGUUUUUCUUCGAGCUUGCUUGAAUAGCAAAACAUUUAAGACAGGAAGACACUAUGUACCUGUGACUGUGAUUUAUUUUGUUACAUAGGCAGUUUUAACCACCCUUAUAAAUACUUUGAUACCUUCAAAGACUAAAAUUAUUUUGAUCCCAGUUCACAAAUGUUACCUAAAAAUCGGUUAUAAACACGACAGCUAACAUGAGCGCUAAAGAAACAAAUUAAUAUUGGACAGUUUUAAUCACUCGAAAAUGAAAUGAUGUUUUAGGCAUUAUGCUCUUUUUAUAAUAAAUGAGUUUAAGAAUUACAUCUAUGUCUGUAGGUAAGCGUUUCUAUAAGUCCUCACUAGAGGAUGGUAUGUUAUUAAGGAGUUUUGAUAAGAGAUAAAAAAUUUAAUGGUUUUUAAGGAAAAUGAAUAGUAUGUAUUAUUUCCAUUCCUCCCCUAUGUUUUAGCAUUACUGAUCUCAUUAUAUGCUCAGAUAAAUAAAUAAAGGCACAAAUAAAUUAAUAAAUGAAUUAAUAAAAUAAAGAAGAAAGCAUGACUAUGCUAUUUCUUUGUCUAUAUUUGUUCGAUAGAUGGAAUUUCGUAAAAUCUUUAUUUAUGUAUACGUCGAUAGUGGAUGUAGCUCAUACAUUAACUCUCAACGGAAGUCCUAUAAAUUAUCAUUUAUUGGUUUUGGUUGUGGGAU
Messenger RNA from Macrobrachium nipponense, 3083 nucleotides. RefSeq names its product protein Wnt-9b-like. NCBI's taxonomy places the organism in Eukaryota, Metazoa, Arthropoda, Malacostraca, Decapoda, Palaemonidae. Gene Ontology annotation, biological process: canonical Wnt signaling pathway; cell fate commitment; neuron differentiation. The transcript is spliced from 7 exons. Gene Ontology annotation, cellular component: extracellular region. Gene Ontology annotation, molecular function: cytokine activity; frizzled binding. Bases 677 to 2029 code for a protein of 450 amino acids. The record is from RefSeq and is a predicted model, not a curated record.